Manis pentadactyla (Chinese pangolin) is the source of this 3642-nucleotide messenger RNA. RefSeq names its product TatD DNase domain containing 1 (gene TATDN1). The record is from RefSeq and is a predicted model, not a curated record. Bases 43 to 924 code for a protein of 293 amino acids. The transcript is spliced from 12 exons. Lineage: Eukaryota; Metazoa; Chordata; Mammalia; Pholidota; Manidae. Gene Ontology annotation, molecular function: 3'-5'-DNA exonuclease activity. Gene Ontology annotation, cellular component: cytosol.
GGCCACUUCCGCUUCCGCCGCGCUGGAUCCUGCCGUACGGUCAUGAGUCGUUUCAAGUUUGUGGAUAUUGGUAUCAACUUGACAGAUCCUAUGUUCAGAGGAGUUUAUAGAGGGGUUCAAAAGCAUCAAGAUGAUUUACAGGAUGUAAUAGAGAGAGCUAUCCAGAUUGGUGUUAAAAAGUUUAUAAUUACAGGUGGAAAUCUACAAGACAGUAAAGAAGCACUGCAUUUGGCACAAACAAAUGCUAUGUUUUUCAGUACAGUUGGAUGCCAUCCCACAAGAUGCAAUGAAUUUGAAAAGAAUAGCCCUGAUCACUACUUAGCAGAGUUGCUAAAUCUUGCUGAAAACAAUAAAGGGAAAGUUGUAGCAAUAGGGGAAUGUGGACUCGACUUUGAUCGACUACAGUUUUGUUCAAGAGAUACUCAGCUCAAAUAUUUUGAAAAACAGUUUGAACUGUCAGAACAAACAAAAUUACCAAUGUUUCUUCACUGUCGGAACUCGCAUGAUGCAUUUUUGGACAUAAUGAAAAGAAACAGAGAUCGGUGUGUAGGUGGAGUAGUACAUUCAUUUGAUGGUACCAAGGAAGCAGCAGCUGCUUUGAUUGAUUUGGAUCUGUACCUAGGAUUUAAUGGUUGCUCACUGAAAACUGAGGCUAAUUUGGAAGUUUUGAAGUCAAUACCUAGUGAAAAGAUAAUGAUUGAGACUGAUGCACCUUGGUGUGGAGUCAAAAGUACACAUGCUGGAUCAAAAUAUAUAAAAACUUCAUUUCCUACCAAAAAAAAGUGGGAAAAAGGGCACUGUUUGAAAGACAGAAAUGAACCCUGCCAUAUAAUGCAACCACAAAAUUCCAAGCCCACUUGGAAAAUGAAACCUAUAAAAGGUAAGACAGCUGAGAAACCAGAGCCUGGAGUACAGAAAAAGUGACGAACUCCAAAUGCAACACCCACCUAGCCACCUUCUUUCAGCAUGCAAUCAAGGAAGACGCUGCAUAUAACAAUGGAGGCAUUACACAAUCCACUGCAUUUAAAAGCAAGUGUUAGUUCCUCUAAAUGGUGACUUUGCCCAUGGACUUGAAACUUAACGCUGUGCCAACACAUCAGGUCAUUGUGAAAAGGACAGAAGGACACCAUCACCUGGAAGAUACAUAAACCCCUGCAUAAGAACCACCUGAUUCUCUGAUCAACCACUAAUAACCUCCCAAAGAGUUAACAGUUGGGCUUUUUAAUAGAAAAUGGACUUUUUGAGUAGGAUUAGAAACCUUUUCCAUGGAAGGUAAUAGGAAAUGGAAUUAACUCAACCACUCUAUGCCAUAUGUAAUCUUACUUCCUCUAUAUAGAAAAAUGAAAGUAUUUUUCCUGAGUCACUUAAGCGAAUCUAAACCAAGUCAAAACAAAACCAAAAUAACUGCAGUUCUGUUUUGGUUUUUUUUGUAUCAUUAAUCUACAAUUACAUGAGCAACAUUAUGGUUACUGCACUCCCCCCAUCAUCAAGUCCCCAACACAUACCCCAUUAGUCACUGUCCAUCAGUAUAGUAAGAUGCUAUAGAAUCACUACUUUGCAGUUCUGUUUUAUAUGCCACUUAAAAGGGAGAGUCAAGCAGGGACUGUAAAUUUUUUUUGUCAACUUGCUACGCACAAAGUAGUAAUCUUUAACUGCAAAUAUUCAUGUAUUUUGCUGUAAUUUAUACCAGUCCUUUUUACUCCAACAGCUUUUUUCCUUGAAGCUUUUUUUACACAGUAGUGAAGGAAUGAUUUGGGUUUUAAAAAUACUUCUGGAGAAAAAGUGCCAUUUUGCUUUAGGCAAAUGAACCGAAGGAAAAACAGGGAAGUAAGAUAUGACAAAUAAUGUAGUGAGACUACAACCUCAAAAGUUUGGAUGCAUCCCAGCAAGUAACAACUGAUCCUACUUUUCAUUAAAAUUAUACCCGCCAAGAUGUAAUAAUGACCAAACAUAUCAAAAAUAGUGUAAAACUUUUAAUUCCUACUUGUAGUCUGCCUGUACGUGGGAUUCUUAAAUUUUUCUUCUGUACUCAUGUUCCUAUGUAUGGAAUGUAAGAAGAAUCAACUCUCAUUUCACAGAAAAAGUCAACUUCCUAACUAACAAGUCUUUAAAGUAACAUCCCUCUUUUGGCCUUUAAGGAGUGCUGUCAAUAAUACCAGUUUCCUUGCGUCUUCCCAACCUGAGCCAUAAUAUUCUUGGUAUUUACCAUGCACACGGAAGAAAAUUAAGCCUAGGGAUAGAGCUGCUCAUGGGGAUGGUAUGAAUAACCCAAUAUCAGGAAUACACAUUACACAACAAAGCAUUUAACUCUUUUACGUGUAAAGUCCAUUCAUAUACUCAACCUUUGUACAAAUUUAUGACUAAAAAGUAGAAGGAAAUAAGACACAACACCCACAUCUAUCCAGGUACCUUAAAUACCUUUCAAACAUAAUCUGAAGCUGUGGAAAAACAUUUGAGGCCUGACAGAAUAAAGAUGCAACAGCAAAGAAAUAUUAUGACUCCCUUACUCCCAAAGGAGCCCAAGGCAAAUAAAAAAAUAGGACAAAGUAUCUAGAAAUGUUAACCUGUUGGUGUACUUAUUAAAUAUAGCACAAAAUUUUUUCUACUGUACUCUUAUUUUAGGUUUAAAAAGGGUAUUCUACCAUUUUCAAUAAGAUAAAAACCAAAAUUUUGCUUGUAAAGUCAAACCCAAAUGAAAAGCAAUUUUGCAUAAUUAAACACAUUUAUGCAUAAAUACACUCUUUUUUGCUUACCCAAAGGGGAUCUCAAUUAUAAUAAUGGAUUUUUUGCUACCUUUUAAAAAAAAAUUGUGUUUGUUACUUAUCAAGGAGGGAUCUUCCAAUCUAUUGACCAUUCAUGUUUCUUCCUCUGUUAAUUGCCAGUUUACCUUUUGCCUAUUUGUCUAUAGAGUUGUUUUCCUUAUUGAAUUGUAGACAUUUAAAAAAUAUUCUGACAAAUUCUUUGUCAGUUAGUUAUAAUCAAGUAUCCUCUCCAGGUGUGUGGCUGGUCUUUUCACUUUUUUAAUGCUGCCUUUUGAUUAACAGGUUUUUAACUUUAAUAUCACUGAAUUUUAUCAAUAUUUCAUAAUAUUUUUAAAUAGAUUUUUAAAGAACUUUUCCCUCUAAGGUUAAAAAAAUGUAUUAUCCUAUAUUUUCUUCUAAAAAUUCUUAAGUUCUACUUUCCACCUUGGACUGUUUUUAUUAAUCCACUUGGACUGUUUAUAUCUUGACGUGUGGUAAGGAUCCAAUGUAAUUUUUUCCAUAUGAAUAACUAAAAGACUUGUCUAUAUUUACCUCAGUGUACUUCAAUUCUACCCCUGAAACACAUUGAGUUUCUUUAUAUACUUUUUCUAUAUAUGGGUGGUUUUUUCUUUCCUUCUUUCCGUAUACAAGUGGUCUGUUUCUGGGCUUUCUAUUCUGUGCUAGUGGUCUAUGUGUCCAUCUCAGAGGUUCUCAACCAGGAUAGAAUUUUGCCAUUACCCCCUGCCCCCAACCCCCCAGGUCAUUUGACAAAAUCUAGAGACAUUUUUGGCAGUCAGAACUUGAGGGGAAGGAGGGUGCUACUGGUAUCUAAUGGAGACCGGGAUGCUGCUAAAAAUCCUACAAUUCACACAACAGCAACCCCACCCCCACCCGACAGAAC